Sorghum bicolor (sorghum) is the source of this 3043-nucleotide messenger RNA. Its product is annotated as receptor-like protein kinase HERK 1. The coding region runs from base 341 to 2962 and encodes 873 amino acids. The record is from RefSeq and is a predicted model, not a curated record. Gene Ontology annotation, biological process: protein autophosphorylation. The transcript has a single exon. Gene Ontology annotation, cellular component: plasmodesma; plasma membrane. NCBI's taxonomy places the organism in Eukaryota, Viridiplantae, Streptophyta, Magnoliopsida, Poales, Poaceae. Gene Ontology annotation, molecular function: transmembrane receptor protein tyrosine kinase activity; ATP binding.
UAUCCGAGGCCACCCUCUACCUGAGAUCCUCGGAAAAUGACAGUGAUAUGCUUUCCCCACUAACCAAAAGCUCCUUCACCUCCAAUAUUACCUCCAUGGCUAACCAAAUCUCCAAUCACCAAGCACCACCGGUUCCGCGUUCCUGUGGGUAGGCUGCUUACUAGUAGCUGCUGUAGUGCUGUGCCUGUCCUGCCAGUUCGCAGAUUCACUUUCAGCCCGCCGCCAAACAAGAAGCUCCAGGUUUCUGAGCAACUCCUGUGCUAAUCAUCCGCCAUGACUCCCAUGGGGCCUUGAUGCCACCUGCCACCCUCGACGACGUCUCUGUUCCAGGGAGACAUCCAUGACUCCCAUGGGGUCUUGCCGCGGUUCAUCUCCCACCACGUCCAUGGCUGGCCCCGUUCUUGACAUGCUCCUGCGGGUCGCCGUCGUGCUGUCUGCUCUGUUGCCCGCGGCGCGCGCCGCGUUCACCCCGGCGGACAACUACCUCGUGCUCUGCGGCACGGCGGCCAACGCCACCGUCGACGGCAGGACGUUCCUCGGGGACGCCAGCCUACCCGCCUCGGUGCUGUCGGCGUCCCGGGGCUCCGAGGCCAACGCGUCGGCGGCGGGAUCGGCCACCGGCUCCGACGACGCGGCGCUGUACCAGUACGCGCGCGUGUUCGCCGCGCCGUCCUCGUACACGUUCGCGAUCACGAAGCCAGGGCGACACUUCGUGCGCCUCCACUUCUUCCCCUUCCGGUACCAGUCCGGUGACCUCGCCGCGGACGCCAGGUUCAGCGUGUCCGUGCAGGGCCUGGUGCUCAUCGACGGGUACUCGCCCGUCAACGGCACGGCCGUGGUCCGGGAGUUCUCCGUCAACGUCGCUGGCGGCACGCUGGCGAUCGCGUUCACGCCGACGCCGACGCCGGCGGGAAAGGUGGCGUUCGUGAACGCCAUCGAGGUCGUGUCGCACCCCGACGACCUCUUCGGCGACGCGGCGCAGACGGUGAACCCCAUGGGCCGCUACACGGGGCUGUCCACGCUGGCGCUGGAGACGGUUCACAGGGUCAACAUGGGCUCUCCCAAGAUCACGCCCAGAAACGACACGCUGGGGAGGACGUGGCUCCCCGACGAGAGCUUCCUGGUCGACAGUUCCGUUACGGUGCACAAAGAUGUGGCGCCCUCGACGCUCCGGUGGACGCGAGGCUUCGCGACCUCCGAGACGGCGCCAGGCAUGGUCUAUGCUACAGCGACGGAGAUCAACACGACUCUCAUGUCCGCCAGCACCAUAAGCGUGCAGUUUAACAUGACGUGGAAAUUACAAGCCACGCCGGGGUCGGCGUACCUGCUCCGGCUACACUUCUGCGACAUAGUCAGCAAGGCGGCGAACGUAUUGGUCUUCAACGUCUACGUCGGCGGAUGGACUGUGCUGCCGGACUACGAGAUCUCCAGAGACACUUUCAGCGUUCAGGCCGUGCCGUUGUUCAAGGACUUUGUGCUCAGCGCCAAGGACGCCAGGGGCAACAUCACCGUGAGCAUCGGGACGUCCACGCUGGGCAACGCGGACCCGGACGGCAUCCUCAACGGCCUCGAGAUCAUGAGAAUGGUCGGGAGCACCGGCGGCGAAGGCGCCGCCUCGUCGGAGGGCGGUUCAAAGAAAAUCACCAUCGCAAUCGCCGCCGGUUCGGCCGUCGCGGGGGUCACAGUGGUGAUGGCUCUCGCGCUCACUGUCCUCAUGGUGCGACGAAGGAAGAAGCCGGAGAAGAAGCCGUCGAGCACAUGGGCCGCGUUCUCGGCGAGCGCGCUGGGCUCCCGGGCGCACUCGCGGAGCUUCGGCAACAGCAACAGCAGUGGCGCCAGGAACAACACGAUCACGCUCGGGCAGAGCGCCGGUGCUGGGUACCGGAUCCCCUUCGCGGCGCUGCAGGAGGCGACGUGCGGGUUCGACGAGGCCAUGGUGAUCGGCGUGGGCGGGUUCGGAAAGGUGUACAAGGGCACGAUGCGGGACGAGACGCUGGUGGCCGUGAAGCGCGGCAACAGGCAGUCAAAGCAGGGGCUGAACGAGUUCCGCACGGAGAUCGAGCUGCUCUCCCGGCUGCGGCACCGCCACCUGGUGUCGCUCAUCGGCUACUGCGACGAGCGCGGCGAGAUGAUCCUGGUGUACGAGUACAUGGCCAGGGGCACGCUCCGGAGCCACCUCUACGACUCCGAGCUGCCUCCGCUGUCGUGGAAGCAGAGGCUCGACGUCUGCAUCGGCGCCGCCAGGGGCCUGCACUACCUCCACACCGGCUCGGCCAAGGCGAUCAUCCACCGGGACGUCAAGUCCGCCAACAUCCUCCUCGACGACAGCUUCAUGGCCAAGGUCGCCGACUUUGGGCUGUCCAAGACCGGGCCGGAGCUGGACAAGACGCACGUCAGCACCGCCGUCAAGGGCAGCUUCGGGUACCUCGACCCGGAGUACUUCCGGCGGCAGAUGCUGACGGACAAGUCCGACGUCUACUCCUUCGGCGUCGUCUUGCUCGAGGUGCUCUGCGCGCGCCCCGUCAUCGACCCGACUCUGCCCCGGGAGAUGGUCAACCUGGCGGAGUGGGCCACGCAGCGGCUCAAGAACGGCGAGCUCGACAGCAUCGUCGACCAGCGGAUCGCCGGGUCGAUACGGCCGGAGUCGCUCAAGAAGUUCGUUGACACCGCGGAGAAGUGCCUCGCGGAGUACGGCGUGGAGCGGCCCGCCAUGGGGGACGUGCUCUGGUGCCUCGAGUUCGCGCUGCAGCUGCAGGAGGCGUCGCUGGACAGCUCCGGCACAAAGGCGUCGCCGGACAGCUCCGGCACAGACAACACGCAGCUAGUUCUCAGGAAUGCGUCCAGAUUACAUCGCAACCAGUCGAACGCCAGCGACGGGGCAGAGGCCAACUUGGGGGACCUCGAUGGUAUGUCCAUGAGGAGAGUUUUUUCAAAGAUGAUCAAGAGCGAGGAGGGUAGGUGAAGCUAAAAUUAUCUUGCAUCUUCGCAUCAUCCCAUGUACAGGACGGCAAAACGGCAAAGACAAUAGCCCAUUUCGGUUCCA